Messenger RNA from Olea europaea var. sylvestris, 2948 nucleotides. RefSeq lists its product as uncharacterized. The transcript has a single exon. NCBI's taxonomy places the organism in Eukaryota, Viridiplantae, Streptophyta, Magnoliopsida, Lamiales, Oleaceae. The record is from RefSeq and is a predicted model, not a curated record. Bases 625 to 930 code for a protein of 101 amino acids.
CCCACAAAUCCCCCACCCUCCAUCGCUCCUCCUCCUCCUCCUCCGUCCUCGGCAGUUCUGGUGGCUGUGGCCGAUUCAUUGAUUCCGAUAUCGCAGAUGUUAUUCUUCGCCUCCAUCUUAUUCAUCAUCGCUCCCCCUUCGACUCGUUUGGGACCUCUUCCGAUUCUGUCUCCUUUGACGAAUCUGAUUUGCAGAUCUAUCUCCACUCGCACAUCCUCCGACAGGCUAAGUAUUUUUCCGCUCUACUCUCCGACCGAUGACAACGACACAACGACGAUGAUUCUCCUCAAAUCCACCGCCUUAACCUUGGUGUCCCGUCGACGCCGGAUUCAAUCAACGACUACUUGGAAGUUCUCCGGCUUCUGUAUACUGAUGAUUUCUCGACUUUGAUUAGUAGUGUUGUGACUGCCCUUGCUUUACUCCCCAUAGCGCUCGAAUUACUCUUCGAAGAUUGCAUCAAAGCCUGCGUUAAAUUCCUCGAGGCCGUGCCGUGAUCAGCAGAUGAAGAGAGAAAAAUAUUGAAUUUGAUUGAAUUUUUUAAGUAAUGAAGAAUCGAAAGAGUCCUAAUUUUAGAGAGGAUAUAAUGAGACUAAGGCGAUUUAGAGGCUGAAUUUGCAUUCUACUAUGACUAACGGGAAGCAUUUGCUGUGGCUGGUGGAGAGGAUGAUUGAGUUGAGAGUACCUGAUACGGCUGUCAAGUCGUGGAGUGAGCAGGCUUCAUUUGCUGCAGAUUUGCAGAGGGCAUUUCGUGAUGAUGCAUGGAGGAAUAUUGCUCCAAGCUUUCCUGCUGUUGUGCUUCAUUGCACUAGCAGGCUUGCCAAUGUUGUUCCAACAGGGAAUAUUUUGUCUGCUAGACAGGCUUGUUCUUUACACUUUGCACUUUGCACUAGUUUAUCGGUGUUUUGUCUAUGCAGGCAGAGUUCUUGUUGAUGAAAUGAGGUUUGACCUUUAUGUAUUAAGUGUUUGAAUCUUGCUUGGAGAAUUUUUUCAUGUAAUAUGUUUUCUCCAUGUUGCAGGGCGAAUUAUCAUUGAGCUUUUAACUCAUAGGUGCUUUAAUCUUAACCAUUGAACAAGUGAAGCCGGAGGCCCUUUCGUCGAACUUUCUUUUUAUUUGUUAUUUUGAUUUGAUUUGAUUUGAGCCUAAAGUCAAGAUGAAUAGUUUGGUGAUUCUUAUAAAAUUCAUUUGUUGAUUUGCAGGUAGAAGAACUCAAUCUCAGAAGCUAAUGGAGCGGUGGAGCCUCAAGCCUGAAGUUCAUACCUCAUUGGAUACUGCCCCUACCCCCCAAGCCUGGAGUUUGUGAUCACUUUGAUUUAUCUAUAAUUGAUUUUAAAACCCUUCUAGAUUAAGUGCUUAUUUCUUUAUGACUUUUUGAGUUUUAAGCCAUUUGUUUGUGAUUAGGUGUUGAUGAAUUAAUUUAUGAGUUCCCCCUUUUCUAUUUCACCUGUUUGAUUUUAUUUUUUCUGUGCGUUAUUUUAUAAAUUUUCUAGGCCAGAUUGGAUUAUAUUUCCUUUUUUGACUGUAGCAAAUUCGACUCCAAACUUGAUUUAGGUAUCAAGAAAUGAAUUGGAUUAUUUAAGUUCAAUGUUUGGGGGUGGUUGAAUGAUUUUUAUUAAUAGUUUCUUUUUGGUAAAAAUUGUUAAAUAGUUCAGAGUUUUUAUUCAAUGAUUUCUGAUCUGUAUACUUCUUUAACCUUUGCAAUGAACAUAAUUAAGUUGAAAAUAUAUUGACUUGGUUAGAAACGGGAAUUUUUGUUAUAUCUCAAAGUUGAAUUGAAGAACACAAAAAAAUCAGAAAUCUUUCAAUUCAAAUCAGAAUCCGUAUGUUGCGGAUCUGAUUAAUGCUUACCAAUCACCUUUUUUUACUAUUCAAUUGGUUAUGUCAAGGCUUGUGUUGCUCCAAGGUUGUAUGAAGCAAUUUUUAUUUCUCUUCUCUUUCUGGUUUAUGAACAUCUAAUCUGUUUGGAUAUUGUAGCAUUGUUGUUCGGAUUUGGUUGUGGUACUUGUAUUUUCACACCUGGCUCAUAAACUAGCUUCAUGUCUACUACUUUGAGUCUUGUUCAUUACUCCUUGAUUUAUUGUAUUUCAAUUGCUAAUUUAUCCGAGGUUCACUACCUUUAAGCAGUAAUUGAUGCCCCCCAACCCCAAUAAUGGCUUUAAGCUAACAGAAAAAUUAGGCUACUUCUAAUCUAUAUCAUGUUAAGAACUUAUUUACAUUUAACUACUUAAAUUUACUUACAUGUUAAGAACUUAUAAAUUAGGCAUGCUUGUAGGACUGAAUUUUUAUUCAAAUUUAGCUGUUAGGACUGAAUGUAACGUGUUCGAUAUAAUUCAAGGGUUGGAGGAUUUGGGCAUGUCGACAGGAUUUUCAGAUGCUUUAGAGGUUGGUUUUAAUUGUGCAAUUAACUCGGAUGUAGUAACAGAGAUUCAAAGGUAUGUGGAGUCAGCUGAGGAGACACCCUUUGCACAGCCAGUUCCACAUUUUCCGGUGGUCAGAGAAUGGAGACUUAUACCAAGUUUCUUGCAAAUGCGUGAGACACCUGGUUUUUAAACAUAUUCCAGAGUGGUUGCCUGCAUUUCCCGAUCCUCACACUUAUAUACACUCUGCCAUGUGGAAUGAAAGACUUUCCUACCCUCACACAGACACGAUUGAGCAAGCCAGGCAGCAUAGAAAGGCAUAGAGGGCUUUGUUGAGCUUGCAGCAGAGGCUUUUCUGUAAUGGGCUGUCCGUGGCAUCUACAUCUGCUGAACCAAACGAUGGUAGAAACGGUUUGGAAGUUAAUGAUAUUAAGAACCAAGUUUUUCAAUAUGAAUUAGAUGAGGAGAAGUUGGUUAUGUUUUUCAAUAGCAUGCUUGCAUUUUUUACAUUAUAUAUUCAAGUGCAUAGGAGAAUACUAUCAUGCUUCAUAUUAUGUAUUCAAAAAUUUGUAAUGAAAUUAUUAAUUUUUAUA